Hippocampus comes (tiger tail seahorse) is the source of this 2570-nucleotide messenger RNA. RefSeq names its product APH1B gamma secretase subunit (gene aph1b). The record is from RefSeq and is a predicted model, not a curated record. NCBI's taxonomy places the organism in Eukaryota, Metazoa, Chordata, Actinopteri, Syngnathiformes, Syngnathidae. Gene Ontology annotation, biological process: protein processing; positive regulation of catalytic activity. The coding region runs from base 160 to 936 and encodes 258 amino acids. The transcript is spliced from 6 exons. Gene Ontology annotation, cellular component: membrane.
GUCAUGUGACAUCACGAGAGACGCCUAAAACUGGCGGAAGUAGAGCGAAUUUGCUGCUGUUAGUCCUUUUUAAAAAGUGUCCGAAAUAUCGUGUAGAAGUCAGUAUAACGCGCUUUUGGGUGGCUUGUCUUUCUGCACAAUCACCAAAAAUCACCGAAAAUGACGGCGGCGGUGUUUUUUGGUUGUACCUUCAUUGCCUUCGGCCCUGCAAUCGCUCUGUUCCUGUUUACCAUCGCCCGGGAGCCUCUGAGGGUCAUCUUUCUCAUAGCAGGAGCGUUUUUCUGGCUUGUGUCUCUCCUGCUGUCCUCUCUGGUUUGGUUCAUCUCCGUUCAGAUAAGUAAUAAGGACAGUGCAGUUCAGCAGAAAGGCCUCCUCAUCUUUGGCGUGGUGCUAUCUGUGCUCCUGCAAGAGACCUUCCGUUUCGCUUACUACAAGCUGCUGAAGAAAGCAAAUGAAGGGCUCCUCACCCUCAGUCAGGAGGAAACCAUGCCCAUCUCCAUCCGACAACUGGCCUAUGUGUCUGGCCUUGGUUUUGGAUUCAUGAGUGGCGCGUUUUCUGUGGUGAACAUUCUGGCUGACUCUGUUGGCCCAGGAACUAUUGGGAUCCAUGGAGACUCGCAGCACUACUUUUUGUCUUCAGCAUUCAUGACGAUGGCCAUUAUCCUUCUCCAUAUGUUCUGGGGUGUGGUUUUCUUUGACGCCUGUGAGAAGCAGCAGUGGUGGGCAGUUGCUGCCGUUGUCAUCAGCCACCUGGUCGUUUCCUGUCUGACCUUCCAGAACCCGGAGUAUGUUGCCAGCCUGGUUCCCACCUACGUAAUCUUGUUCUUGAUGGGCAUUUGGGCCUUUUACUCUGCUGGUGGGUCCCUGAGGAACCUCAAACUUUGCCUGACCUGCAAAGACAAAGAUUUCCUGCUUGCCAACCACCGGCCCAGAUAACGCAACUCUCCAGGGAGCUCGCAGGAGUCUCCAUUCCAAAAUCACACACACUCAUACACAUUCACACGCACUGAACACUAUCAGAACAUGCAUGUUCUCUGUUAAUCAGAAUUUUGAAUUUGAACCCAAGAGUGGGGAUGGGUACCUUGCACGUUUGAACCGGUUCGUUUCUGAUUGCCGAUACCUGGGAAUUGAUGCCGGUACUCAACAUUACCAAUUUUGGGUACUUUUGUGCUAAUUUAUGUAAAAUAUUUAACAAUAAAAUCUAAAAAUGUUUAUAUUUAAAUUAUAAACCUGGACAAAGAACAAAACAACACAAUUCAACUCAAACGAGCCAGAGAAGCUGUAGUAAAAAUAAUGACAUUGCAUUUAUCAAUUAACAGUAAAUAAUACAAAUUAUUAUAAAAUACAAAGUGUGAAGCAAAGUUGGAUUUUUUUAUGCAAUGAAAACACAAGGAAGUGAUACAGUAAUACAAAAACUAUGAUGCAUGAGUGAAAAUGCAGCUUGGACUGAAAUAGUGCAAAUAAAUACAGUUGGAAGAGGAUGUGAAUGAGAAUGAAAAAUAAUUGGGGUAAAUUUAAUCAUUUGAAUGUACCUGACCUGAUGCAUAAUGCUCAACACGUUUUGGCUAAAAUCUUUCGGUAUUUCACUCAUAUGAAAUUAUAAAUGAAAUGUAAACUGUAGUAUUACUAUUAAGUAUUGUUCUGAAACAAUGUCUAUAUAUUGUAAAGAUGGUAAAGCCGUGCAGCUCCCAGCAUGAUUCAAUUUAGUGAGGGAAGAUGGGCCUUUCUGUUGGUGCCAGGCAGAGGCAGGUGAUGCGGCCGGGCAGAGAGGGAAGUGGCGUCCUCGUUUUCCUUGUCAGCCCCACACCUAUUGUGUGGAUCUGGGCACAGUACCGAAAGGUUUCUCCCCCAAAUGCGCAACCAAAGGUGGAAAGUGUGAGGCUUCACCAGCACUACAAUGUACUUCAUAAACUGUUUGGGUUGCUGGCAGGCGAGUCCCGCUUGCUUUCGAAACCUGGAAAUGUAUUUUUAGUGUAUGAAAUCCUGUAUCAAUGGGUGAAGUCAUUAUGCUGAUGUGUGUGUACUGUGGCAUUCAAGUUGAGCGUCUCUCGCACAGUCAAGACUUCGAAAGACUCACUGUGGAACCGAAUCCUGGUAUCCUUUGAUUUCAUGUGUACGACACAAUUUGGCUCUCUAGUACUGGCCCAAAUUGGUUCAUACGAGGGGAAAAAAAGUGCCGUCUUUGGGACCCAUCCCUACCCAAGGUUUUUUUUUUUUUUGUAAGGAUCUGGAAAAGCAGCGACUGCUUUGCAGAGGCAAGAUAACAUUUUGAAAGAGGUUGACAUGCAGUUUAAGUAAAGUUCAGUUAGUUUAUGAAAACUAAUUGAGAUGAAAUGUGGUUUUGCUCACAAAUAUGAAUUCUUGCGCUGAACGGUGUCCAUGAUUUUACUUUGCUGCGAUGUUACAGGAAGUUUCAAUGUUAAUUCAAUGUUCAAUGUCACUGCUUCAACAUUAUGUACCAGUAGUCAAAUAUUGCCCAACAUGGAAACCUUUGUGAAGGUUUUUAUUUUAGUGAUGGAUCAUGUUUUUCAAAGGGUGAAAUUUAAAAAAAAGUAUGUAUCCAACGGUCA